Molecule: messenger RNA, 8242 nt
Organism: Loxodonta africana (African savanna elephant)
Lineage: Eukaryota; Metazoa; Chordata; Mammalia; Proboscidea; Elephantidae
Gene: ARID5B
Product: AT-rich interaction domain 5B
Exons: 7
Coding region: 1535-4372 (945 amino acids)
Biological process (GO): regulation of transcription by RNA polymerase II
Cellular component (GO): nucleus
Molecular function (GO): transcription cis-regulatory region binding
Source: RefSeq, a predicted model, not a curated record
AAAAAAAAAAACUGGCUUCGGGACCAGAAGCUCUGUCACUAAGAGCCAGCCCCUCAAUCCCAAAGCUUUACCCUUAGUUCUCCUAUUUCAAUUCCCCUCACAAACUCAAGUCACUGGCUUAUGUUUCUAGAGUUUAAGUAUAAAUAGCAAAGGUGGAUACUGUUUUACAGAUGUCCAAUGUGAUAAGAAUACCACGUGGUGAGCUUGGCGGGGCCCAGCUCAUGAGGAAAGGAAAGAUGAGUAUGUAAGCAUCUUUAUUUCCAUUAGUCACUCGUUCAUUCAACAAAUUCAUGUUAUGCAAGGCUGCCUCCUGUGUGUGGUGCUAGGACAAAUGGGAGAUGAACCCAAUGUGGUCCUGCCCUUGAGGACUUUCCAGUCUAGUAUGAUGAUAAGCCAUAAGAUACAACUAUAAUACAAGGAAUAAAGUGAUACAUCCAAAGGAGGAUAGAAAAAGAGCCUAGGAGGGGAAACUACAGCGGUACUUGAACCUGAACCUUAAGAGGGUUUUGGGAUUUACCUAACCAUACCUGAAAUACCAGUGUACUUGCCUUAUUAGGAACAAAAGUCCUUUUUCUUGAUCAAAUCCCAUUUAAAGUUUGUGUGACCAGAAUAUUAGGUGCUAGUCUGUUCUAAAUUUGCGAUUCUUAGAAUCUACUGGGGAAGGACAUGUGCUUUUCUGGGCUCUGAAAAACAGCUUGAAGAAUGGAAAAAAUAGAUCCUAGUUGGGGAUGAGUGAUUUUGGGUUCCUGGAACCUUUGCUUUCUUUUAAGACAGCAUACUCAAUGCAAGUCCCCUCUCUAAAAGGCCUUUUGAAUUUGAAUGCUUUUCUGGAAAUAAACGCCUUUUACCUUUAAAUGCCUUUCAUCAAAACCUUAGGAAAGGAAGAUCAGAGUAACAAGUCUUAGAAAAGAGCCUGUAUUUGUCCCUUUUCACGAAAUACCUCCAACCUACCGCAUAACCCCAAGGUCCCUUUGUUUCUGCCAGCGUUCAGCUCGGCUAUUAUUUUGAUAAGGGACAGGAAAAGUACAUCCUUCCCUCACGGUCCUCCUUCCCUCGGUCAUUAAAGUCUUAGCACCUAGGUCAGUUGUGGAAACACUUCUGUGCUACCCCAUGUCCUCUCAACAACAGAGCCCACGCCCUGGCUCCAGGCUGUGUCAGAUUCGUGGAACGUGGCAUCACGUUCUGACAGGGGAGCAAGAGGUCAGGAGCCACAAAACAAGCCGGAUGAAAUCACCAGCCCCGUGAAGGGAGGUGGUGAGAGCAGAGCCCUCCCUGCCGGUCUGGCAACUCCAGCAAAGUCCUCAGAGCUCAUCCCACACACUCUCGGUGCGAGUCACUGCCGUGUGUUUACAUGAGUAAUGGAGCCGUGGGGGGAAGGGAGUUGUAAGCCGCGCGCCGAGCCUCGCAGCUCUCAUUUGGAGGAAAGCUGACAUCCACACCAAGUUCAGACUUCCAGGGAUGUGGCGGGGGAGCAGUCACAUGCUGGAGCGUUCCUGAGCACAGGCAUCAGUCAGGCAGAUGUUUGUCGACUGGAAUGGCGCCAAAUCUUAAAGGCAGACCACGCAAAAAGAAAUCAUGCCCACAGAGAAGAGACUCAUUCAGUGGCGUUAAGGAUUCCAGCAAUAAUUCCGAUGGCAAAGCCGUUGCCAAGGUGAAAUGUGAGGCCAGGUCAGCCUUGACCAAACCGAAGAAUAACCAUAAUAACUGUAAAAAAGUUUCAAAUGAAGAAAAACCAAAGGUUGCCAUUGGUGAAGAGUGCAGGGCAGAUGAGCAGGCCUUCCUCGUGGCACUUUAUAAAUACAUGAAAGAAAGGAAAACGCCAAUAGAACGAAUACCCUAUUUAGGUUUUAAACAGAUUAACCUUUGGACUAUGUUUCAAGCUGCUCAAAAACUGGGAGGAUAUGAAACAAUAACAGCCCGCCGUCAAUGGAAACAUAUUUAUGAUGAAUUAGGCGGUAAUCCUGGGAGCACCAGUGCCGCCACGUGUACUCGCAGACAUUAUGAAAGAUUAAUCCUCCCAUAUGAAAGGUUUAUUAAAGGAGAAGAAGAUAAACCCCUGCCUCCAGUCAAACCUCGGAAACAGGAGAACAGUUCACAGGAGAAUGAAAACAAAACAAAAGUAUCAGGAACCAAGCGCGUCAAACAUGAAAACCCUAAGAGCAAGAAAGAAAAAGAGAAUGCCCCGAAGCCCCAGGAUGCAGCCGAGGUUUCAUCGGAGCAAGAGAAGGAACAAGAGACUUUAAACCAGAAAAGCGUCACUGAGCCUCUCCCAGCAGCAGACAUGAAGAAGAAAAUGGAAGGGUACCAAGAUUUUGCAGCAAGGCCUCCAGCAUCCAGAGCAGACCCAGAAAAGGACAGUGAAACAGACCAAGGUUCCAGCAAUGAGACGGCAGCAGAAGAGGUAGCAAAAAAGGGGCCUGCAUCUCCACUCCAAAGUACACCUCUGGCCCUGGAAAGGGACCCAGCCAUGAUCCCAGGGGCUAGCAAACAGCCACUCACCUCUCCCAGUGCCCUUGUGGACUCAAAACAGGACCCUAAACCCUGCUGUUUUACGGAGAGCCCUGACAUGGAACUCCAAGAAGCAUCCUUCCCCGGUUUCCCCACCACACAGCCACCCCUGGCCAACCCAAAUGAGAUGGAAGAUGACAAACUGCCAGCCACGGCAGAUUACAUCGCCAACUGCACCGUAAAAGUGGACCAGCUAGGCAGCGACGACAUCCACAAUGCACUCAAGCAGACCCCAAAGGUCCUGGUGGUCCAGUCAUUUGACAUGUUCAAGGACAAAGACUUGACCGGACCCGUGAAUGAGAACCAUGGGCUCAAUUACACUCCCCUCCUCUACUCAAGGGGCAACCCAGGCAUCAUGUCCCCACUGGCCAAGAAAAAGCUUUUGUCCCAAGUGAGCGGGGCCAGCCUCUCCAGCAGCUACCCCUAUGGCUCCCCACCCCCUUUGAUCAGCAAAAAGAAGCUGAUCGCCAGGGAUGACUUGUGUUCAGGCUUGUCACAGGCCCACCACAGCCACAGCACUGACCACAUGGCAGUUAACCGGCCGUCCGUCAUCCAGCAUGUCCAGAGUUUCAAAAGCAAACCCUCUGAGGAGAGGAAGACCAUCAAUGACAUUUUUAAGCAUGACAAACUGAGUCGAUCAGACGCCUACCGCUGCAGCUUCUCCAAGCAUCACCUGAGCCCCCUCGCUGACUCCUAUGUCCUCAAGCAAGAGAUCCAGGAGGGCAAGGAUAAACUCUUAGAGAAAAGGGCCCUCCCCCAUUCCCACAUGCCCAGCUUCCUGGCCGAUUUCUACUCAUCUCCUCAUCUCCAUAGCCUCUACAGACACACCGAACACCAUCUUCAUAACGAGCAGACAUCCAAAUAUCCUUCCAGGGACAUGUACAGGGAAUCGGAGAACAGUUCUUUCCCUUCCCACAAACACCAAGAAAAGCUCCAUGUCAACUAUCUCACGUCUCUGCAUCUGCAAGACAAGAAGUCGGCCACAGCAGAAGGCCCCACAGAUGAUCAGCCAACAGAUCUGAGCCUUCCCAAGAACCCACACAAACCAACUGGCAAAGUCCUGGGCCUGGCCCACUCAGCCACGGGGCCCCAGGAGAGCAAAGGCAUCUCCCAGUUCCAGGUCGUAAGCAGCCAGAGUCGAGACUGUCACCCCAAAGCCUGCCGGGUAUCACCCAUGACCAUGUCGGCCCCUAAGAAAUACCCCGAGUCGCUUUCAAGAUCGGGGAAGUCUCACCAUGUGAGACUGGAGAAUUUCAGGAAGAUGGAAGGUAUGGUCCACCCCAUCCUGCACCGGAAAAUGAGCCCUCAGAACAUUGGUUCGGCACGGCCCAUAAAGCGCAGCCUGGAGGAUUUGGACCUGGUCAUUGCCGGGAAAAAGGCCCGGGCAGUGUCUCCCCUGGACACAUCCAAGGAGGCUUCUGGGAAGGAGAAGGCCUCUGACCAGGAGAGCGAAGGUGGCAAGGCGGCGCAUGGUGGGCAUUCUGGGGGCGGGGUGGAAGGCCACAAGCUUCCUCUCUCCUCACCUAUCUUCCCAGGUUUGUAUUCUGGGAGUCUGUGUAACUCGGGCCUCAACUCCAGGCUCCCAGCUGGGUAUUCUCAUUCUCUGCAGUACUUGAAAAACCAGACUGUGCUUUCUCCACUCAUGCAACCCCUGGCUUUCCAUUCGCUUGUGAUGCAAAGAGGAAUCUUCACGUCACCGACAAAUUCCCAGCAGCUGUACAGACACUUGGCCGCGGCCACACCUGUAGGAAGUUCAUACGGUGACCUUUUGCACAACAGCAUUUACCCUUUAGCUGCUAUAAAUCCUCAAGCUGCCUUUCCAUCUUCCCAGCUGUCAUCUGUACACCCCAGUACAAAACUGUAAGCCCAGCUCUGCCCAGCGUCCCCAGACGGCGUGGCUAACAGAGCUUCACUGCUUACCCUGGGAGGAUGUCUUGUAGAAUUAGAAGUCAGUAUUCCUUCUAAUCUGUGGGUGAGAGCAGUCCCAGCCAAAGGGGCCAAGAGGCGAGGUGACCAUGCCCGGUUUUUCCGGGGUAACUCCCGCCUUGGUUGGCCGGUCUUGACCCCCUUCUGACAUGGAUGCCCCUGCACCCCCAGGUCAUUUCAACUUUGGAAGUGGGUUUUGAGAAGGGAUUUAUGGGUAUCCAGGAAGAACUUAGAGGAACCUAUGUUCGGAUGGUCAGGCAACAAUCGGGGGCAAAAAAGGGGCAGGCAUUUCAAAGGAAGGGACAAGGAGGCUGGCAGACAACCGCCAAGGGAUGCCCCUCUUUUCAUCAAACUCUCCAAGGUUCAAUCAAUGCAAUGUAUAGUGAAACUUCAAUAGACCUUUCCUGUUGACACUAUUAAACAAUCCAGAGAAGUAAAACACUGUUAAAUUGACUGUAUAUAUUUGCUUCUUAAAACUACCCGUAUCACUGUUUGCUCACCUAAUUUAUAUACAGGUAGUUUCAUUUCCUCCCAACUCCUUUUUUUUUUUUUUAAUUAAACAGUAUCACUUUUGUUUGCAGGUCUUUUGUUUUUGGUUUUGUUUCAUAGGCUGACUGACUGUCCUCGUUGUUGAUGUGUGUUUGUAAUUUUUCCACAUCUUAUCAUUUCGAGCAGCUUUGGGUAGUAAAGUUAUUGUUUACAAAUUGAAGCAACUGAUUCUAGUGGAACAACUGAAAAAGCCACGGUGGAGCACACCAUAGUGCACAGAGCGCUCCUUUGCAGGUCUGCAACUUUAAGGAUUUUGUUCCUCGUAAAUGGCAGAGUUGAAAGAGCUGAUACACUGCUUACCCAGCCAAAUGCUUUGCUUUGAAGUAUUGGGUUCUGUGAAAAUAUUGAGCAUUGUACUUACCUUAUCUAGGCUGUGAAACUGUCCUACAUACCAGAGGAAUCAUAAAAACAAAAACCUCAUUGGCAGCGAGCUGCUGAAUAACAAGAGUCUAGAGGACAUAUUUGUGGGCUGCGCAGAUAUUUUAGGAAUUUCAGAAAUUAGAACAGGAGCCAAAAUGAUUUACAUUGGCGUUGGCAUGGCUCCCUUUAAGUGGUCUGGGAAAGGGAUUGGGAACAGGAUGGAGCUGAACUAUCCAGAAGAGAACCAGCAACUGGAGGCAUAAACACCAGAUACUUUUUCCCUAGACUGGAGUCUUUUGAGGAAUAGGUAGCAACAUGGCCUUCAUCAAGUCGACUUCAUUCCUAAGAAGAACCUCCCAGGUCUCAUCUUUGGGGAUUAAUUGGCAUUCUGGAUUAUCCACUUCAAAAGCAAGUCAUCAUCUUUGGGUUUAUGGGGCAUGAGUUUUGUGUGCGUGCCCGCACAUAAGGUGGCCCGUUCCCUUUUUUUUCAACCACCUGGCAAUACAGUCCACUUUAUGAUUUCUUUUACUGUUUGGAAAUAAAUGGUCAAGCUGUUCAAGCGGUCAAAAGAUGUGGAGAAUGUGUAUUGUCAUUCUUGCCACUUUAUCCCAUUUGCUACCGAGUUGUAACAUCCAGGCGGACACAUUUUCUAAGUGUAUUAAAGUCGAUCGAUACAGAGAGUGGAUUUCCUUUCCAAGUUCCAUCCCUGCUGAAGACUGCUGUGAUGAACUCCCCAGCCCACCCUCCCUUCCCCCAACACUACCGGUAGACAUUAGGACAUAGUUAACCAAGUCCUUUACCUCCGAGAUAUUUAAUUCUCUGAAAAUUGAUGACAAUUUUCAACUUGGAAAUAGGUAACUCGACUGCAAAAUUAGCAAAACUGAUAACAGUGACACUGCGGCUCUUAAACAAAGCCAUGCAUGGCAUCCAUUUGUAUUGAAAUGUCUCCAUGAUAUGAAGCCAAAUAUACAGUGUAACAUAUUUAAUAUCCAAAGGUGGAAACAAAAGAAUGUAGAGAUCCAGUGUUAAGAGUUCCAUUUGCUUCAAUUAAUUAUUUACCUUCCUGUGGAAUAAUAUAUAUACAUAUUUAAUAGAACAAUAGAUAGACUAGUAGAUUUAGAUGAUAAAUGUGUGAAUGCAGAUUACCCUGCUAUUGCACAAGUAGAGGGAAAAAAUAAUCGCAAUUCCAGCUAGCCAAGCGCUAGCCAGGACACAUGUAAGAAAGUUGCACUAGAUCGAAUGGUCACAGAAUCGGAGGACAUGGAAGAAAAAGGAAACUCCGGUGGUUCUACAGCAGACAUGGGCUAGAUUGUACCUGGUGUGUAGGGAUUCGUUUCUCAAAGACAUUGGAGGCUGGCCCUGUUGGAGCUCACCUGUUCAUUUGGGAGAGGGGGCUUAUGUUUUCCCCACUGUCAUGAUUUCAGUCUGGUUUCAUCCCGUUGGAAUUCGAUCACACCAUUUUCAAACAAUGUUAACAUAGGCCAACUUCUGUUUUUCUCGUUUCUUCCGAGAGGAGGCUCACCGUUUCCGUCUGAGGAAGCUUAGACCCUCGGCAAAACAUCAGGGCAAAUAAAGAGAAAUGGGGGUAUACGGUCCUAACAGCAGCAGUGUGUUAUGUUUUAAAAACUCUGAACAGAAAUCUGGGAAAUCUUUCAGAAAGACCAUUGAAUUCUUCAUUGGCUGAGAACUACUUAUUUUUAAAAAAGUCUUAAAUAGGGCUUUGUUUGCAUUGUUUGAGUUCAAGGGGCCUUAUUAUUGAAUGGGGUUGCACAAGCCUUUCUUUGUGCAAUCAAACCAUUGUUAUUGGUAGUUUUGUAAAGGAAACUGUGGAAUCGAAUUGGCAAUGGAAUCAUAAAUCUAUUUACUGAGUGUGGCAUCCAAGAAAUGUUGCAAUUCAAAAUGUACUAAGUACGUGAUUUAUUGGCGAUUUGGAGAUUUAAAAUAAUAUUUUCUAAAAGCUUUCCAGGCAACUUCUGGUUUAACUUUUGGCAACAUAAUGUAAAAACUGAGCCCAACCGAGUUUCAGAAUUAAGUAUUCUAGUAAGUGAUUCGAACUUGUAAUAUUUGCCACAGGACUGACUUAUUUAUUUUCUAGCUAGAAGCUCUUAAGUUCACUUGUUUAUCAGGGCAUAUACAGAAGGGUUUGUUAAAACUCAAUGUUGACUUUACAACUUUUUGACCUGGUGCAUGAAUUCUCAAGUACUGUAUUUCACUGUGUUGGUGUGUCUGAUGGAAAUUUCGAGGUGUUCCCACAAAAAAAUAUUUUAUGUAGUGUGCCUUCAAAGAGAACCAUUUAUUUCUCUUCACUUGUUGUUCCACAAAGUCACAUUUGGUGGUGGUCAGCCAAGUCCCAUCUGGUCCAAUUUUACUCUUGUCCCAAUUUUAAAGAGAAAUGGGAAAGAUUCACCCUGGUGAGACCCACACCACUGCAAUGAUUAUCUUAAGCACUUAAACUCCAGUGUUGGCAGUUGAUGUAUUUGAUAUUCUGCUUGUCUCCCCAUGGUUGAAAUAUGUCUGAAGAAUAGCAGCAUAAUCUCUUGGCUGUUUAUACUUUUUUAAACUUUCCUGUGUUGUAAAUAUUGUAUACUUUUGGUGAUUCCAGCUAUGUAACCUCUAUGCUCUGUAAGGUGAUUAUUUGUAUAUAGCAACAUGGCCCAGUGAUAUUAUAUAAUUUCCCAGUGGAGAGGUUAUUGAGUAACCUCUGCAUUAGCUUAAACACUACCAGAAGAACGCUGAGCCAACUAUAAACACUCAAUUUUGUAUGUUUUCCAAAUUGUACUUAUUACUGCUUUUGAUACUGUAUUACGUGCCAAUAGUUUCCCAAUCACAUAGCAGGCAAGAGAUAUUUUGUAUUUUUGAUCCACUGUAAUAUUUAAUAAAAAAUGUUACUGUUUCCUUU